Molecule: messenger RNA, 3601 nt
Organism: Acanthoscelides obtectus
Lineage: Eukaryota; Metazoa; Arthropoda; Insecta; Coleoptera; Chrysomelidae
Source: the annotation of a GenBank genome assembly
ACUUGCUUUACUAUGCUUACAAUACGUCUACUCUCUAUAGUAUCCAAACGAAACAAUACACUGAUAGAGGAAAUUUAGACAAGUGAACACCGCGCGGUAAUUCCCCUACUCGGCUCUAAAGCGAAUAGGGGAAUUACCGCGCGCUGUUCACUAAAUGUAUGCAUUAUUUGCGGGAAUACCCGAAAAUGCGUUUCGUAAAGUAAAUAACUACAGAUGACGUAAUCAUCAUCUAGACUCCCCUACCCCCCAUGUCAUCCAAAAUAAGCAAAGCGUAGCCCUGAAUGCGGCCCUGUAUGCCGACCUUGCUUUUGGCAAUCACGCAUUCAUUCUAUCUUGGGUGUAAAUACACUUAAACAAUUUAUCUUGAUCGUUAGCACCCGUAUGUAAAAAUUGUUAUCUAAGUUUUAUGUGAAAUGUUGUCCAUAUUAAUAGCUAGGAACUAGGUACAAAGAACAAUUAUUGGGGUCAAAGUCUGAAGAGACAGCAACACAAAUCAAGUGAUCAUACACAGGUGAUAACAGUGGAUAUAUCAUAAUUUUAGCCAGAAAAUUGCAAUAUUUAUAUCACCACUAAUAUAAAACUCGCGCAUUUCUUUUCAGUGUGUACUAGAAACCUUUAAAAUAUGUCAUUAAAACGUCUAGUUGGUAGAAUAGCUAUAGUGACAGCAUCUACAGACGGUAUUGGUUUUGCUAUAGCUAAAAGGCUGGGUCAAGAGGGAGCUAAAGUUAUUGUAAGUAGUAGGAAACAGCAGAAUGUGGAGGAAGCUGUCAAAUUGUUAUCACAAGAGGGAUUAGAUGUUACAGGUGUACCUUGUCAUGUAGCAAAAACAGAGGAUAGGAAAAAACUGUUUGAAGUUGCCAAACAGUAUGGUGGCCUGGACAUUUUGGUAUCAAAUGCUGCAGUAAACCCGGUGAUGGGUGAAGUACUGGACUGUCCAGAGGAUGCCUGGGAGAAGAUAUUCGAAGUAAAUGUGAAAUCCUCAUUCUUACUAGCUCAAGAAGCACUACCUUUACUUAGGCAAAGCAAAGCUGGGCGGAUAAUAUUCAUAUCAUCCAUAGCAGGAUUUCAGCCUAUGACCCUUCUAGGAGCCUAUUCAGUGAGUAAGACAGCUCUUCUAGGCCUAACCAAGGCAGCUGCAGUACAGUUGGCUAAAGAGAACAUUACUGUCAACUGUGUUGCCCCAGGUGUGAUCAAAACCAAAUUUUCAUCAGCAUUGACAUCAACACAGGCAGCUCAAGAUAUAGCUCUGAGCAUGAUUCCACUUAACAGGUACCUGAAUUUUAUUUCCCACGUCAAACUCAUUAGGAAUCAACGAAAAAUCCAGGAGCAAAAAUACUAAAUUUUGAAACUUGUCUAUAUUUUAUUAGUGAACCCAUGAAUGCACCAAUUUUUGGAACAGGGCAGCAUAAUUCACUAGUCUAAAUCAAUUUAGCAGUUACUCUGUUGACGAAACGAGAUAAACUUUUAUAUGUUCAGACUGGUUAAAAAAAGUGACAACUGCAUGAUUUCAAAACCUUUCACCAGACUGUUUGAGUUUUGAGGGUCUUCAAAAUCCCACCGAGGCUUCGCGAGUGAAUACAUACCGUUUGCAUAUUGCUGAAGAAAAUCCUUCAGCAAGCACUAGGGGAGUGUCUAGACGCAAGUCUCCAAGACUUACAGUGUGCAAAAUGCUGCGUGAUAAUGUACAACCCGAGGAUUUUUCCUGCAAAAGUGCGUUUUGUGAAUUGUUAUUGCGCCAGCAUAAAAAUAAUCCGGAGUUGAAGAUGAAAUCCAUAUUAGGAUCAACCUUCAUGCGUAAUGGAAGAUCUUCACUUAAUCUGUCGGUCAAAUCUUCAACAAACAUUUUCUUUGAACGUUUGGGCUGGCAUGGUAAAUGGUAUGCUCAUUGCACUUGUUGUACCACACAUUUUAUUUCAGGGGCAGUUAUAUCUGAAAACGAAAGUCCAAGCUUGGCUUAUGAGCUGAAGCUCAAAAAAUGGCCUCAAUUCUGCAUGAACCAUGUACCAAACAGCUGUUGGAUAAGUCCAACAUCACCACAUUACUCCCGCCGGUGUUGUUCGCAACAGUAACGAAGGGUCAGUAAUAAAAGAUACAUCGUGUGAAACCAUUUUCAAGUUUACAUUUCAUUCCUGCGUUGUGUCGCCGACAUAGUUGGAUUUUUAAUGAACAGCGUGUCUGUGUGCCUGUAUGAAUGUACAAAAAGGAGGGUAAAUAUCGGCUGUAAGAUUACCUGUCUCCCUUGUUGAUUGGAACAAAGCAGCAGCUCUGAAUGUUACUCGGAGCAUGAGCGUCUAGAAAAGGGUGCCGGCCGAAUUUGUUUUUUUUUUAUAAACUGUACAAGCAGUGAUAACGUGUAGGUCUCUCGUCAGAGAGGAAAUCGCCACUAGUCGUCUUUUUUCCAGAUCACCGGCAGAGAUCGGUUGAUCCUACAGGAAAGGAGGUCGGUGAUAUGUAAGAGGAACAGUGUCGGAGCCAAGACCGUUCCCCGGAGAACACCCGCGUUGACGUUGUGGAAUGAAAAGGAGAACCUGUCAAUUACGACAGAUAUCUUGCGGCAAGAGAGACAGCCAGCCACACAUCAGCAAAGCUUUUCUGGGAGGCCAAAGGAUGGAAGUUUGCUUAAGAGGGCAGCGUGCCACAGCUGAUCGAACGCUUUCGUGAUGUCAAGAGCAACGACAUGAGCCUCACCAUAAGAUUGGAUGAGUUUACUCCACAAUUGCGUGACGUAAGCUAGGAGAUCCCCUGCGGAUCGCUGGUUCCGGAAACCGUACUGCCUGUAACUAAUCAAGCUGUGACGUUCGAGGUAGUCCAGAAGCUCGAGAUUCAUGCACCUCUCCAUCACCUUACUUAUAACAGAAAGCAGAACUAUAGACCUGCAGUUGUAAGGGUCGGUCUUAGGUUCUGUUUUUCGGAUUGGUUGGACAUGAGCAAAUUUCCAGUUCUCUGGGAAGGCGCCGGGUUCGUAAGAUAUCUGGAAGUGUCGAGAAAGAAUUGGAGCAAGCUCCGUUGCACACCUCUUCAAUACAACGGCAGGAAUCAAGUCCGGACCUGAAGCUUUGUUGGUGUCGAGCGACAAGAGCACCCAUCUUACUGUCUUAUGCCUUGAAUGUUACUCCCGGUAAAAGCGUAGGCAACCCUAUGAACAAUUAUCGAUGAAAUUUUUAUCGAUUGCAAUAGUUGCAAUCCAGCUGUUCACUUAUGACUCAAUUUUUCCUCAUUUUUGUACACAUUCGUACACGGUAGUUGUUCCGUCCUCAUUGGGGCUCAUCAGUAUGAGGCUAGUUGUGGUCAAUCAUUUCCUACUUUUAAAUAUAUUAUUUAAAUAAUAAAUUAAUUUCAGAUUUGGAAAGCCAGAUGACAUAGGUGGAGCAGUAGCUUUCAUAGCAUCAGAUGAUGCAGCAUACAUGACUGGAGAGAAUUUGGUAAUUUCUGGGGGAAUGGCUUCAAGACUAUAGGAAAUUAACAUGUUGGGAAUUGUUUUAAGUUUAAAGCUUAUAUAUUAAAAUGUUGGGUACCUUUGUUUUUUUUAUAUGUGAUAGAAUUCAUAUAAAGAUGGAAUUUGUUAUACACCAGUUAUAUUUUAGAAUAAAUUUUAUGUAGG